AUGAGGGGGAUUCUGUGUAGGCAUGUACUUAGAGUUUGCCAGUUGAAAAAGAUUAAUGUGCUGCCAGAUGUAUAUGUGUUGGAUCGUUGGAGAAAGGACUUGAAGAGGACAUACACAUUAGUCAGAAGUAGUUACGAUGACCAGCGGGAUAGAGCAGAUGCACGGAAUUAUGAGCGGGUGCUUAAAAGAUGUUCGAAAUUAGCAACCAAAAUUUCCUCAGAUAAUGAAAAAAUCAGUGCUUUCUUGCGUGUUAUUGAUGAGUUUGAGACAAAAUGUGAAGGUUCCUCUUUACAUGAGUCAGCAUAUGAACAAAUUAAGGCCAAAACAAAUGUCGUCUUGGAUAAGGGUAAGAAGAUAUUAAGCCCCAAUGUGGAUCGAGGGAAAGGGAGACCCCCAAGUAAGAGGAAGGUUCCACCAGUUGAAAAGUUGCCAACAAAGAGAAAGAAACCGACUUGCAAGAAAAUCUUGGUAGAUGAAACACAAUUGGGUGAGACACCGGGAACACAAACCAGCAUUCUUACACAAUCAACUCCAGGGGGAAAUGAGGAGAAGCUGGAAUUUGGGAGUUCGGGGAGUAACUUGACUCUGGGAAAUGGCUCAUUCUAA
Molecule: messenger RNA, 606 nt
Organism: Juglans regia (Persian walnut)
Lineage: Eukaryota; Viridiplantae; Streptophyta; Magnoliopsida; Fagales; Juglandaceae
Product: protein FAR-RED ELONGATED HYPOCOTYL 3-like
Exons: 3
Coding region: 1-606 (201 amino acids)
Source: RefSeq, a predicted model, not a curated record